Molecule: messenger RNA, 1666 nt
Organism: Megalops cyprinoides (Indo-Pacific tarpon)
Lineage: Eukaryota; Metazoa; Chordata; Actinopteri; Elopiformes; Megalopidae
Gene: irak4
Product: interleukin-1 receptor-associated kinase 4
Exons: 12
Coding region: 126-1535 (469 amino acids)
Biological process (GO): protein phosphorylation; signal transduction
Molecular function (GO): magnesium ion binding; protein serine/threonine kinase activity; ATP binding
Source: RefSeq, a predicted model, not a curated record
AGGUAAAACACGUUAUCGAUUGUACAAGGAAGUUGCUCAAUUUCGGAAAUUACAGUUCUGUAUUACUGUAUCAUGAAAACCAAAAUCCAUUUUGGCACAUAGCUAUAUUCCAAGGGCUUUAAAGGAUGAAUAAACCAAUAACGUCAGAGACGUUUGUCCGGCACCUUAACCACGGCACGAUGCGCAAACUGUCUGACUUUCUGGACCCUCAAGACAGCUGGAAGACUGUUCUAGCGGAUAUCCAUAAACCAACAGGAGAACCGAGAUACAGUCAACUUCAUCUAAGGAGGUUUGAAGGCUUGGUGGCCAUGGGGAAGAGUCCCACCAUGGAGCUGCUCCAUGACUGGGGCACCACAAACUGCAGGGUGGGGGAGCUGGUGGACAUCUUAGUGAGAAACCAGCUCCUGGCCCCUGCAGCACUGCUGCUCCCAGACAGAAUUACAGUGAAUGAAGUGGUGCCUGAACUAAACCAAAAGCAGAACCUGGCUGUACGACUUCCUCCUCCUAGACUUGAGGAAACAGCUGUCCUGAGUAACCAGGUAACCGUUGCCCUGGGUAGGACAGAGGAGUCUCCACUUCCUGACAGCACCACAAAGCCAGUGGAGGAGGAGGGUCCUGUGGAGACAGGAUUCCACAUGUUUUUAUUUCACGAGCUGAUGGAGGUGACGGGGAACUUCGAUGAGUGCCCAGCGCCAGAGGGCGGGCACAGACUGGGUGAGGGCGGAUUCGGAGUGGUGUACAAGGGCUGCUUCAAUGGAAGACCAAUAGCAGUAAAGAAGCUCAGCUCGAUGGAUGACAUCUCCCCUCAUGAGCUGAAAAUACAGUUUCAUCAGGAGAUACAAACUCUAAAGACCCUGAAGCAUGAGAAUCUGGUUGAAAUGGUGGGCUUUUCCUCUGAUGGGGACCAACCCUGCUUGGUCUAUGCUUACAUGUCUAACGGCUCACUGCUUGAUAGACUGGCUUGCCUGGGAGGGAGUGCUCCUCUGUCCUGGCACAGGAGGUGUCUGAUUGCUGCAGGCACAGCGAGAGGCCUGGAAUACCUGCACCUGAAUCACCACAUACACAGAGACAUCAAGAGUGGAAACAUCUUGCUGGACGACACGUUCGUGCCGAAGAUCUCCGACUUUGGGCUGACGCGCGCCUCAGCCAAGCGCUCACUGUCGACGGUGAUGACGGAGAAGAUCGUGGGCACGGCGGCGUACAUGGCCCCCGAGGCCCUGCGGGGCGAGAUCACCCCCAAAUCAGACAUCUUCAGCUACGGCGUGGUGCUGUUAGAAGUGCUGUCUGGCCUCCCACCAGUAGAUGAUAACCGUGACCCACAGUUCCUGAUGGAAAUGAAGGACGAGAUUGAGGACGAGGAGAUGACUCUGGAGCAGUUUGUGGACAAGCGGAUGGGAGACCGGGACCAGCUGGGGGUGGAGAAGACCUUCGAGCUGGCCAAGCGCUGUCUCCUCGAGAGGAAGAGCCGACGGCCGGAGAUCAAAGAGGUCCUGGAUCAGCUGGAGGACAUCCUCUCGACCGCCUCACUGGGGUGACUGAACAGCAGCAGAGCCUGAGAGACAUGGAGAGCAUCUGCUCUGUUGAGAAUGGGGGGUUCAUCAGUGAUGGUUACUGACUGAAAUAUUUUUGUGUACUCCAAACAGUAUUUUUUACAUUAAAGACUGUA